Molecule: messenger RNA, 972 nt
Organism: Anopheles marshallii
Lineage: Eukaryota; Metazoa; Arthropoda; Insecta; Diptera; Culicidae
Exons: 2
Coding region: 1-972 (323 amino acids)
Source: RefSeq, a predicted model, not a curated record
AUGAAGUCCGUUAACAUCACCCUCGCCGUUGGUUUGGUGCUGUGCCUGUUUGCCAUCGAUGGUAUCGAGGCUCGAUCCGGUGCGGACCGUAAGAAGGACUACGAUUACGAGUACGAGUCGGGCGUUUCUAGCUCGGGCGGUGGAUACAGCGGUUCGGGCAGCAGCUACUCGCCCAAAUCGGGCUACAGUGCCGGCAGUGGGUUGCGUUCCAUUGCCCAGGGGUCGGCCGAUCAGGCCAACUCGGCCGUUGCGAAUCAGCAUGCCGCAGCCAAACAGGCUGCGUACGUUGCGCAGAACACGCUCGCCCAGGCAGCGUCGCAGGCAGCCGCCACCGCACAGGCCGCCCUCGCCGGCAAGCACGUGCUGCUGCAGGGUCUGGAGCAGCAAAGUCUCGAAGCCCACCAGGCGCUGGACGCGGAGAUCCAGCAGCUGCAGCAAGCGAAACGGUCCGCGAAGGCGGCCCAGCACGCAGCCCAACAGGCGCUGAACCACGUCCAGGUGCUGCAGUCCGCGCUGAACAAUGCGCAGGUGGCGGCCGAACAUGCGCAGCAGAGUGCGAGCGAAGCGGCAGCAGAGUUGGCCUCCCAGACGCAGAUGGUCGGCUCGGCCAAGCAGCGGGUGGAAGCGCUCGAGGAGCAGCUGAACUCGGCCCGCGUAGACUUUGAGGCCACGCAGGAGGCGGCCCACAAGGCGGCGGCUUCCGCCCAGGAAGCGCAGAACAAUGCGGCCGAAGCGGCGGCCCACGCAGCCAUCCCGCUCGUACACGUGGCCCAAACGAUCUCGGACGGGCACGGGCUGGGCAGCAGCCACACGCUGCAGGCGAAGAUCGGUAAGGUCGGCGGCAAGCAGCAUCAACCGCACCAUGCAUCGUCGGAGGAUGAGAUUAACAGUGGCGAAAUUGAGGUUGCGGCCAACCACAACUAUGGCGACUUUAAACCAUCGCAGCAGACGUUCAGCUUCGCUGGAUACUAA